GCAGUGGCAGCUAAGCCCAGUUCAUCUGCCACUCACCGGCCAAGGCCUGGAGAACAGGAGAGGAAGAAGCGUGGCCUCGCUUCCUCUCUGAGGAUGGAGCCCCAUAGUCACUCCGGAAAGAGCCGGAAAUCCACAAAAUUUCGCUCCAUUUCCCGUUCCCUGAUCCUCUGUAAUGCCAAGACCAGUGAUGACGGCUCUAGCCCUGAUGAGAAGUACCCCGACCCUUUUGAGACUUCACUGUGCCAAGGCAAGGAGGGUUUCUUUCACUCCUCCGUGCAGCUGGCAGACACAUCCGAGGCUGGGCUCAGCAACAUACCAGACCUGGCAUUGGCCUCAGAGGCUGCUCAACUCCAAGCAGCUGGGAGCGAUCGAGGCAAGCACUGCAGGAAGAUGUUCUUCAUGAAGGAAUCUUCUACAACUUUCUCUAAAGAAAAGACUGGAAAACCAGAAGCACAAAGUAGCAACUUCCUGUUCCCUAAAGCCUGCCACCAAAGGACACGCAGCAACUCCACCAGUGUUAAUCCCUACAGUGCAGGAGAAAUUGAUUUUCCAAUGACGAAGAAAUCUUCAGCUCCCACCGACAGGCAGCCCUACUCUCUCUGUAGCAACAGGAAGUCCCUCUCUCAACAGCUGGACUACCCAGUUUUGGGCACUGUAAGACCAACUCGGUCAUUGAGCACAGCUCAGCUUGGGCAGCUGUCUGGGGGUCUGCAGGCAUCAGUCAUCUCCAACAUAGUGCUGAUGAAGGGCCAAGCAAAGGGCCUGGGCUUCAGCAUUGUUGGGGGAAAGGACAGCAUUUAUGGCCCUAUUGGGAUUUAUGUGAAGAGCAUCUUUGCAGGGGGAGCAGCUGCAGCUGAUGGGCGGCUUCAGGAAGGUGAUGAAAUUCUGGAACUCAAUGGUGAAUCAAUGGCUGGCCUAACACACCAGGAUGCUUUGCAGAAGUUUAAGCAAGCCAAGAAGGGGCUGCUGACUCUGACAGUGAGGACCCGCCUGACAACACCUCCUUCAUUAUGCAGCCACCUGUCACCCCCUCUGUGCCGCUCCCUGAGCUCCAGCACAUGUGGUGCCCAGGACAGCAGCCCCUUCUCCUUGGAAAGCCCAGCGUCUCCUGCCAGCACUGCCAAAUCCAACUACAGAAUCAUGGUGGAGGUGUCUUUGAAGAAAGAGGCAGGUGUUGGCCUUGGGAUUGGUCUGUGCAGCAUCCCCUACUUCCAGUGCAUCUCAGGCAUCUUUGUUCACACACUGUCACCAGGAUCCGUGGCACAUCUCGAUGGACGGCUGAGGUGUGGUGAUGAGAUUGUGGAAAUCAAUGAUUCUCCCGUGCACUGCAUGACCCUCAAUGAAGUCUACACAAUCCUGAGCCACUGUGACCCUGGCCCAGUUCCCAUCAUCGUAAGCCGACAUCCAGACCCACAGGUUUCUGAACAGCAACUCAAGGAAGCUGUGGCUCAGGCCGUGGAAGGCAUCAAGUUUGGGAAGGACAGGCACCAGUGGAGCUUGGAAGGUGUCAAAAGGCUGGAGAGCAGCUGGCAUGGGAGGCCCACGUUGGAGAAAGAACGUGAGAAGCACUCAGCGCCCCCACAUCGAAGGGCCCAGAAGAUCAUGGUCCGAUCCAGUAGUGACAGCAGCUACAUGUCUGGGUCACCAGGGGGAAGUCCCUGCAGUGCAGGUGCGGAGCCAUCGCCUUCUGAGAGGGAAGGCAGCACACACAGUCCCAGCCAGCCCCCAGGGGAGGAGCAAGAGCCGAGUCCAGGGGUCCCACCCAGGCCUCAUCAGGAGAGCCCACCCCUUCCUGAGAGCUUGGAAAGAGACAGCCACCCACCACUGAGGCUGAAGAAAUCUUUUGAGAUUUUGGUGAGAAAGCCGACAUCCUCCAAACCCAAGCCUCCACCCAGAAAAUACUUUAAAAAUGACAGCGAGCCUCAGAAGAAACUGGAGGAGAAAGAGAAGGUCACAGACCCUUCUGGGCACACCUUGCCCACCUGCAGCCAGGAAACCAGAGAGCUGCUGCCGCUGCUGCUACAGGAAGACACUGCAGGGAGAACCCCUUGCACCGCUGCCUGCUGCUCAGGACCUGCAGCCAGUACGCAGACUUCAUCCUCCACAGAUGGAGAGCCAAGGAGGAGUGCCAGCCCAGAGACUCCAGCAUCCCCAGGAAAACACCCGCUGCUGACGAGGCAGGCACGGAUGGACUAUAGCUUUGAUACCACUGCUGAAGACCCUUGGGUUAGAAUUUCUGACUGCAUCAAAAACUUAUUUAGCCCGAUCAUGAGUGAGAACCGUAGCCAUAUGCCACUACAGCCCAACAGCAGCCUUGGUGAAGAGGAUGGGACACAGGGCCACCCAGAGGGGGACCUGUCAAAAAUGGACACUGCCAAUGGUGCUCCCAGAGUUUACAAGCCAGCAGAUGGCAGCACUGUGAAGAAGGGGCCCCCUGUAGCCCCCAAACCAGCUUGGUUUCGGCAGAGCUUGAAAGGUCUGAGGAAUCAUGCCCCAGACUCCAGAAGACCCCCAGAAGUAGCCUCAGCCAUUCAGCCAACACCAGUUUCUAGGGACCCCCCAGGGCCACAGUCUCAGGCCUCCUCCUCCAUCAGGCAGAGAAUCAGCUCCUUUGAAAACUUUGGCUCCUCACAAUUGCCAGAUAGAGGAGUCCAGAGACUGAGUCUGCAGCCCAGCUCCGGGGAGACUACCAAACUUCCAGGAAAGCAAGAUGGGGGCCGCUUUUCUGGUCUCCUGGGUCAAGGGGCUACAGUAACUGCUAAGCACAGGCAGACAGAGGUAAAGCCUAUGUCCACAACCUUCCCUAACUCCUCAGAGGUCAGGGACCCAGGUGUGUCUGAGUCUCCUCCUCCAGGUCCACGACCCAGCCCAAAAGCUUUGUCUCCAGAUCCCCUCUUGAGACUGUUGACUACACAAACUGAGGAUACUCAAGGACCAGGCCUCAAGAUGCCAAGUCAACGGGCACGCAGCUUCCCCCUGACCAGGACCCAGUCCUGCGAGACAAGGCUGCUGGAUGAGAAGGCCAGUAAGCUUUAUUCCAUCAGCAGCCAGCUGUCAUCUGCUGUCAUGAAAUCCCUGCUGUGCCUUCCAUCUUCAGUCUCUUGUGGCCAGAUCACCUGCAUCCCCAAGGAGAAGGUGUCUCCAAAGUCACCUUGCAACAACAGCACAGCUGCAGAGGGGUUUGGUGAAGCCGUGGCCUCUGACACAGGGUUCUCUCUCAACCUUUCAGAGCUGAGAGAAUAUUCAGAAGGUCUCACAGAGCCCGGGGAACCCGAGGACAGGAACCACUGUUCUUCUCAGGCUGGCCAGUCAGUUAUCUCCUUGCUGAGCGCAGAAGAACUGAAAAAACUCAUUGAGGAAGUGAGAGUCCUAGACGAGGCGACAUUGAAGCAAUUAGACAGCAUUCACGUCACCAUCUUACACAAGGAAGAAGGUGCUGGCCUUGGCUUCAGCUUGGCAGGAGGGGCAGAUCUAGAAAACAAGGUGAUCACGGUUCACAGAGUGUUUCCAAAUGGGCUGGCUUCCCAGGAAGGCACAAUUCAGAAAGGCAAUGAGGUUCUUUCCAUCAAUGGCAAAUCUCUCAAGGGCGCUACCCACAACGAUGCCCUAGCUAUCCUUCGCCAAGCUCGGGACCCAAGGCAAGCUGUGAUUGUCACCAGGAGGGCAACUGUGGAGGCCACUCAAGACCUGAACUCCUCUACUGACUCUGCAGCAUCAGCUUCAGCAGCCAGUGACAUUUCUGUAGACUCUAAGGAGGCCACUGUCUACACAGUGACACUGGAGAAGACCUCCGCAGGGCUGGGCUUCAGCCUGGAGGGUGGAAAGGGCUCCCUGCAUGGUGACAAGCCUCUUACCAUAAACAGGAUUUUCAAAGGGACAGAACAAGGUGAGAUGGUCCAGCCAGGGGAUGAGAUCUUGCAGCUCGCUGGCACUGCUGUGCAAGGUCUUACACGGUUUGAAGCCUGGAAUGUCAUCAAGGCAUUACCUGAUGGACCUGUCACUAUAGUCAUCAGGAGGAAUGGCUUCCACUGCAAGCAAACAGCUUCUGCAGACUUGUAGACAGGACGCCAAUGCUGAGACAAAGCAGGAGCACGAAGCUCCAGUAAUUGCAGAUUCUCAGGGUCUCUGCUGCCCACCUCACCCAGGCUGGGGAAAGCACAGGUGUGCUUUUGGUAGCUGCUGCUCAGGUUUGGACCUUCUGGCACACUGCCCAUCAAGAGGGUUAUUCCAAAUGUCAGGACCGAGUCACUCAGAGGUGGCUGACACAAACCAUAGACUGUAUAUAGACAGCUUAGUGAUAAUACUCUGGCGCUGUAAUAAAAUGGUUGUAUUGCA
Molecule: messenger RNA, 4335 nt
Organism: Arvicanthis niloticus (Nile rat)
Lineage: Eukaryota; Metazoa; Chordata; Mammalia; Rodentia; Muridae
Gene: Il16
Product: interleukin 16
Biological process (GO): induction of positive chemotaxis; leukocyte chemotaxis
Molecular function (GO): CD4 receptor binding; cytokine activity
Source: RefSeq, a predicted model, not a curated record